AAAUGCAACCGAUUCGACUCGCAUCGCCAUCAGCCAACGAUGCUGCUGCUGCUGCUAGGCGUACCAAAAUACAUGCCCUUUAUGUGCGAUGCGUUUGACAUUUGUGUGGUUUUGUGACCGCGUUUCGGCUUGUCGGCGAUCGAUAAGCAAGUGCUGGACUGGGCGCGAAAUGUGUUAAGUAAUAACGAGAAAGUGUUGUUUAAAUCAUCGAAAACAAACUCGCGCAAUGUGCUGUUGUUGGCAGUGAACACCAAAGUGCAGACCGAGAGCGUGAUCGUUCGACCGACUGAUAAGGGUGUCCCCGAAACAAACCAUAACAAUGCUUUCACGCGGCAAUACUGCACCGAUGUUCUUCCGGAUACUGUCCAAGUUUCCUCAAAGCUUCUCCUUCUGCUUUGCGUACGGGUCCGGCGUAAAGCAGCAGCUCGGAUACGAAUCCGUUCGGUCGAAGCGCAACAUGAUCGACCUCAUAUACGUGGUGGACAAUGCUCACCGAUGGCACACGGCUAACCUGGACCAAAACUUCGAGCACUAUUCCGGCAUGCGCUUGCUGGGCGGUGACGUGAUCGCCAAGUACCAGGAAACGUUUGGGGCACGCGUUUACUUCAACACGCUAGUGCAAAUCCCCGACGAGGACGUUAUCAUCAAGUACGGUGUGGUGUCCACCAAGGAUCUGCUGGAGGACCUGACGGACUGGCGCUGCCUCUAUCUGGCCGGACGGCUGCACAAGCCGGUGGAGAUCAUACGGAACGCUUCCAGCUCGAAAAUACAGAACGCCAUCGAGCAGAACCUUCGGUCGGCCGUACACGCGGCCCUGUUGCUACUGCCGGAGAAGUUUACCGAGUUCGAGCUGUACCGGGCAAUAUCGAACCUAAGCUACAGUGGAGAUUUUCGAAUGAUUUUCGGCGAAAACAAGGACAAAGUCAACAACAUUGUGCGCCCCCAGCUGGAGAACUUUCGCAACCUGUAUUCGGCUUCGUUUGAAGAUUUCCACCACUGUCUGGAGCUGCCGAUCAGCGGAAGCGAUAAUCAAAUCUGCACACAGGAUCUUUCCGAAGCAUCCGUACUGGCCCACCUGAACGGGCUUCCCAAGUGGCCAAUACGGCUGAUCGUGGAGCGCCAAACGAGUGGGCGGUAUCGGCAAGACACGGAGGACAUUUUGAUAGGGGUGUCCCGAUCGACCAACUACCAGUCGAUUGUAGCGUCCAGCCUGCGGUCAAUUGUGUGGGCCAGCAGCGUUUGGCAAUCGAUUAAAAAUAUUCCCACGGCUGGAUUGGCCAAAUCGGUGCGCUACAGUUGGGCGAAAGCGCUGAAGACGUUUAGCUAAUAGUGUAUACGUUGUGCGCUGCCGCUUGGAAAGAUGAAACGAACACACUAGUCUCGAAUGUGCUCAAUAAAAAAAAACAAGUUGAUAAAAUGUUA
Anopheles stephensi (Asian malaria mosquito) is the source of this 1422-nucleotide messenger RNA. RefSeq names its product phosphatidate cytidylyltransferase, mitochondrial. The record is from RefSeq and is a predicted model, not a curated record. The transcript has a single exon. Lineage: Eukaryota; Metazoa; Arthropoda; Insecta; Diptera; Culicidae. Gene Ontology annotation, biological process: cardiolipin biosynthetic process; CDP-diacylglycerol biosynthetic process. Bases 320 to 1327 code for a protein of 335 amino acids. Gene Ontology annotation, cellular component: mitochondrion. Gene Ontology annotation, molecular function: phosphatidate cytidylyltransferase activity.